AUGGCAGUUUCUCACGUCUGGUCAGAUGGAACUGGCACUGGGGCUUGGCAAGAUGGAGAAGUCAACGAGUGUCUGUACUCUUUUUUCCGGGACAUUGCAGAACAGUUCCAAUGCGAGGGGAUUUGGUGGGAUUCUCUUUGCACUCCAAGAGAGAAGGCUGCCCGAACCAAAGCCAUUAUGGACAUGGAGAGUAACUACGACAAGGCAAGAACCACAGUAGUUCACGAUUGCUUCAUACGUAGCUGGCAAUGGAAUUCUGAAACCGCGCGUUUUGUUAUCCCCUCGUCUGUCGGAGGGAAGUGUUUUAGCGUCUACGAAAGUGGAGUAUAA
Molecule: messenger RNA, 330 nt
Organism: Penicillium taxi
Lineage: Eukaryota; Fungi; Ascomycota; Eurotiomycetes; Eurotiales; Aspergillaceae
Exons: 1
Coding region: 1-330 (109 amino acids)
Source: RefSeq, a predicted model, not a curated record